UUCCUCGCAACACCCUCUCCUUCUACUCCUCUUUCUUCCUUCUACUUCCCUCUUCAAGGUCGGUUUUCUCACUCCUCAGCAACAAUGGCGACUUCAUUGUCAGUCGAGAAGACCACCUCUGGCCGGGAGUACAAGGUCAAGGACAUGUCCCAGGCUGAUUUCGGUAGGCUUGAAAUUGAGCUUGCUGAGGUUGAAAUGCCUGGACUCAUGUCUUGCCGUACUGAAUUUGGCCCUUCUCAGCCAUUUAAAGGUGCUAAGAUCACUGGAUCUCUUCACAUGACUAUUCAAACUGCUGUUCUUAUUGAGACUCUUACUGCUCUUGGUGCUGAAGUUCGUUGGUGUUCUUGCAACAUCUUCUCUACCCAGGACCAUGCUGCCGCUGCUAUUGCUAGGGACAGUGCCGCAGUUUUCGCCUGGAAGGGGGAGACCCUCCAAGAGUACUGGUGGUGCACAGAGAGGGCCCUUGACUGGGGUGCCGCUGGUGGCCCCGACCUUAUCGUCGAUGACGGUGGUGAUGCUACGUUGUUGAUCCACGAGGGAGUGAAGGCCGAGUUGGAGUUUGAGAAGAAUGGCACCAUCCCUGACCCAGCUUCCACUGACAACGUCGAAUUCCAGCUUGUAUUGGGUCUGAUCAAGGAAAGCUUGAAGGUUGACCCCAAGAGGUACCACAAGAUGAAGGAAAGAUUGGUCGGUGUUUCUGAGGAGACCACCACCGGAGUUAAGAGGCUUUACCAGAUGCAAUUGAACGGCACCUUGUUGUUCCCUGCCAUCAAUGUUAACGACUCUGUCACCAAGAGCAAGUUCGACAACUUGUACGGAUGCCGUCACUCCCUUCCCGAUGGUUUGAUGAGAGCCACUGAUGUCAUGAUUGCCGGAAAGGUUGGUGUUGUCUGUGGAUACGGAGAUGUUGGAAAGGGUUGUGCUCUUGCCUUGAAGGCUGCUGGUGCUCGUGUGAUCGUGACCGAGAUUGAUCCCAUCUGUGCUCUACAAGCUCUUAUGGAGGGUUUCCAAAUCUUGCCGUUGUCCGAUGUGGUAUCUGAAGCUGACAUCUUUGUGACCACCACCGGUAACAAGGACAUCAUCAUGGUUGAUGACAUGAGGAAGAUGAAGAACAAUGCCAUUGUUUGCAACAUUGGUCACUUUGACAAUGAAAUUGACAUGGCAGGAAUUGAGAACUACCCAGGUAUCAAGAGGAUCACCAUCAAGCCACAAACUGACAGAUUCGUCUUCCCCGAGACCAAAACUGGUGUUAUCAUCUUGGCCGAGGGCCGUUUGAUGAACUUGGGUUGUGCUACUGGUCACCCCAGUUUUGUCAUGUCCUGCUCAUUCACCAACCAAGUUAUUGCUCAGCUUGAGUUGUGGAAUGAGAAGGAUUCAGGUAAAUACAAGAAGGAGGUGUACGUGUUGCCAAAGCACCUUGAUGAGAAGGUUGCUGCCCUUCAUCUUAACAAGCUUGGUGCUAAGCUGACUAAGCUUACAAAGGACCAGGCUGACUACAUCAGCGUGCCCGUCGAGGGUCCAUACAAGCCAGCUCACUACAGGUAUUGAGCAAGGAAUUGGAGAUUGGCUUAUGGGAUCUCUUCCCAGAAGGGGCUGUGUUUUUUAGGAUGUUAGUUACUUCCGGAAGAAGAAAAAAAAAGCAUUCAUCAGUUUCUGGUCUCUGAAAGAAAACAUUUAUGUAUAAUUUAGCGUUCAAAUUAGACAAGAAAAGAAUGCUUGGAAGAGUGGUUAUAAUAGACCAAACUAUGUCAUUCAUUUUGUGUUAGAUGGUUGCUGGGUUCGAAACUCAGCGAAAGAAAUUGUUUUGUUUACGUUUUCAUAAGAACUUAAGAAGUUUGCAGAGACUUUA
Molecule: messenger RNA, 1849 nt
Organism: Spinacia oleracea (spinach)
Lineage: Eukaryota; Viridiplantae; Streptophyta; Magnoliopsida; Caryophyllales; Amaranthaceae
Product: adenosylhomocysteinase
Exons: 3
Coding region: 85-1548 (487 amino acids)
Biological process (GO): L-methionine cycle
Cellular component (GO): cytosol
Molecular function (GO): adenosylhomocysteinase activity
Source: RefSeq, a predicted model, not a curated record